GGGGGGCUGGGGGGGUGCGCGGCCCCUUUUCCUGUGUGCUGAAGACACAGGAGACAAAGAGCCAUGCUCACAGGAGAUGCUAUCGCUCCGCUCAGCUUUGAGCUCCUCAUCUCGUCUCUGAAACAAAGCGACCGCAAAGAAAACCACACAGAACCACAAGCUCUGACAGCUUCACAGAGACUGUAAGGCGACGACACAAAAGGCUCUUUGGAAACGAAAAGCACGUCAACGAAGGUGAGAAUGAAUAAAACAAAGUGGAGGAUUUUCACAAGCCUUUUUUUUGUUAUAAUUUAUGUUAUCAUAAAUAAUGUGAUGCAAUAUUAAGAAAAGCUGUUUUGCGGUUUAUUUCUGUUGUAGUAUCGACACGUAUUUGGUGAAUACCUGGACACAGCGGCGGCGACGUUUUAUUUUUUUAUUCGUGCAUGCAGUCAGAGAAAUGCGGGAAAACGCGGCAACAAGUUGAGUUUCAGGACAACUUUAUUGAGUGAGUGUAAAAAAAACAAUCCAUUUCCAAAAAAAGAAAACUAAAUACCGUUUAAGAACUUAAAACGAAUGUGUCAGGCAGCGUUGGAGACGAAGCCAGUAACCGACACUCAAGCGGUCUCUUUGAACUGGCCAUGGCCCAGUUUCCUGUGUCAAGUUACAAUCAGGUUUUGACAAAUUUUCCAUCGUACCGUUCCAUUUCAUACCCAAUGUGUUGUAGAAGCACAUUUAAAAACAACAGUGUUGACCCAACUGUUUGACUAAGCGUAGAAAACAACGCUCAAAGGCAGCAAUAAGAAUCAACAAGAACAAUAAAUAGAAUAAAACGUUGAGGUAGUGGACAUCAGUCAAACAGGUCUGAACUCGAAUCGAAGGCAAGUUUGGCAAAAUUAGUUUUCAAAAGGGAUUUAAAAAAAUCAAACUGUACCGACUCUGCAGUACAAAUAUGAAGGGUCAGAUUGAUUCAGAGUCUGGGGACUGCAGAGACAAUAGCUUGAUCUCUGCUGCGCUUUAAUUUGACCAUUGACUUCUGGCUGCAUGUCCGUGCUCUUUUUGGACUGUAAAACAAGAACAGCUAAAUGACUAGGUGCCAAACUAUCUAAAAUUUUGAAAGCAAUUAAAAUAAUCUUAAAAUCAAUAUGAAAAUGAACAGGGUGCCGAUGUAAAUCUGCUGAAACUGGGUGAUGAGAUAUUACAUUGGUAAAUGUUAGAAGACAAGCGAUGGGUAGACGAAUCUAAAAUGGGGAAGGUAAGGAAACAUGAAAAUGAUGAAAAAUAGAUUAAUUAUUACACAUAGUCCACUCAUUGUCUUUUUUUUUUUAAGUUAGUGGUCCCUAUUUAGGAAUCCAGAUCCUAAUUUAGGGCGUAUCAGUUUUUAUUUUGUUGAGAAUUAAUGUAAAUUUUUGAGCCAGUUUCGUCAGUUUUGGUGCCCCGUAGGAGGGGACCAGUAGAUCCUGUCCUCCACUGUGUAAAAGACUGGAUCAGAAAUUUGGGGAAUGAUGUGUUGGGUCGUCAUAUAAACAUAGACAAGAGUUUUCAUGAGGUGCCGUAUAAAGUGUGGAAAAAAUGUCUCGUUUUGUUUUGUUUUCUCUGAUUAUGACACACAGCCUCUCCCAUACCUGUUGCCGGCAGAAAUAAAAACGUUGCAAUUUUGCUUAGAAGAACAACAAAUUUGACUGACGUAAUAUUUUAGUGCAUGUAUUUUGUAAUAGUUUUGUUAUAAUCCAUUUAUAAAAAAAAAAAAGGUUAUCAGGAACAUUAAUAUACACAUUAUACAACAUAAUAUAAUCGAUAUUUUCUAUUACGUGAGUCACGUUAGGAAUAGUUGCUGCUUUCUUGUUUUAAACAAACCAAACAAACUGACCCGUAUCUACUGCGUGCUUUUUGAUUAUUUAUUUUCCAAUCUCUUCCGAUAAAUAACUGAAAUCAGAUGGAAACUUUAAGCCACCAGUGCUAUAAUUAAACAACUUUAAAAUGUUGGGUUUUUUUCUGAUUGCAAAAUGUUUAAUAACAAUCUUGUCAUAAAAGAAAGUUGAAAUAAAUACAUUUUUAAAGUUAACACUGUGCUUUACAUUCUUUGUUGGGAACAACUGUACUGGAAAUAAAGUAGUGGAGAAAAACAAAAAGAUAUGAAUAACAACAUGAUGCUGCGUCGCCAUUUACUCUCUUUAUUUUAAUAAGAUUUCCUGGAAGACUGUUUGUAUUAAACAGAUUGAAUUUUUAGAGCAUUUUUUUCAUGUCGUCUGCAUGACAUUACCCUGUAAUAAUCUCAAUCCUUUUGAAAUUUGUAACUGUGAAAGUAACAAAUUGAUUAGCAUAAACACUGGAAAAAAAAAAAAAAAGAUUCCAGCCGCCCGUUUAAAACCUCCAGGACGAAUAGAAAUCUGCUAUAAACUUCAAAUUUAAUGUUCAAUUUGUCAUGACGGCUACAUAUAAAUAUAUCUACAUGCUCUACUUUUUAAGAAAUAUCUUACUCAAGACAAUCAUCGACUUCCUAAUACAAAUAAUUUUUAAGCCAUCUCCUUUCAAACUUUGUGUAAGUGAUGCCUCUCAGCCUGCUUUUAGCUUUCUACUUCAAUACGUAUUCAUCAUCAUACAUAAUAAAACUUGACAUCUAUGAACGUGUUAGCUUUUUCUUCUUGUACUGACAGAUUAUUUCUGGAAAUGAUUUGUUCAAUUUCUACGACAUUUCAAGACUAAAAAAAAAUGUUUCCCUUUAGAAUCUCUUCUUUGAAAUUUUGCCUCAUAAGAUAAGAUGAGAUAGAUAAGAUAAAUCUUUAUUGUCAUUGUCACAAGGACAACGAAAUUUAAAAGGUGCCAUCAGUCAGUGCACAUGCUUAAAAACAAAAAAUAACUGUCUCACGAUUCACACACAAUGUAAGAAUUAACAAAUGAAUGAAUGACUUCAUGUUUCACUUCAUCAGUGAAGUGAAUCGGGCCUCGACAUGCAGAAGGUCUAAAGCAUUUGCUCCACCUGUGACGUGUUUUUCUACAUAACAUCUCUAGCGUGUUUUAUAGUUACAAUUCACAUUCCCAGCAUUCUACGAUUUCAAACUUAAGCUUUUAUAUGUCUAAAAAAAAUGAGAGCAUAACAUUGUUCCAAAAACCUACCAUAGUCUGAACAAUCCUUAUACAGGAAGUCUCAGUAAGGCAGAAAAAAGAAAAGAAAAAAAAAAGAUGCGCAGACAUUUUGGUGUGCCCAGCUUUCUGCACGUUUCCAGUGCCUCCCUGUCAGAUCUCUCCAGUCCUUCUUCCUCCUCUUGAUCUGCUGCCUGGCCUCCACGUCCCACCGGAUGGUUCUCAGCAAGCAGACGGAACGACCCGCAGUCGCUUCAAGCUUUAAUGUUGCACCAACCGGUCCUCUGCCUGCAUGUUCGGGGAGCCAGCGUUUCUUUCUCACCGGCUUCCCCUGGUCACCCACAACGCGAAGCGCUCACAUAUGAGAGUUUCAGUUUGGAGACCCCCCCUGCGUGACUAAGACAGGGAAGCCCAUGCAGGUGCGCCUCGGUGGGUGAGUCACGCCUGAAACAGAGAUAUGGAAAGGUGAAGUGGGCUAAUUGAGCGCGUUCUGACUUUGUCUACCCUCCGACAAAAAAGAGCAUCAACAGAAUCCCCUGCUUACUGAAAACGUUGCUAAGACUGAAACCAGACAUCUUUCCAUCCGGGUUCAAUUUGAAAUAGAUGUUAAAGAAGCUUAAUGAAACUGAAUAGCUUCCACUUUUAUAAUGUUCAUCCUCAGUUGUCAUGAGGCAAUGAGCAAUAGUCCCUUAACAGCAGAGGUGAUCAUUUAAUGUGUCUAUUUGGUCUGCUGUUUCAUCCAGAGCAUUCACCUCCUCCCACCAGUGGAACAGAAAUCACCCACAGGUGAGAAAAGAUGUCAGAACUCGUUGCCUAUUUUAUUUUCCAUCACAGCACAGGAAAUGUGGCGGGCUUCGCGUUGCGCCGCGGCAGCCAUGUCUCCCCUCGCCGAAGAGUUUCACUUCCCCACAACUGUUAUAGGCCAGCUUUCGUCUGAGCUAGUAGAAAAUGUUCAGCGGCGUGCAAGAAGCCUUCCUGACCUCUGAACGCGCUCGUCUUGACCCAGUGCCGUUCACAUGUGCACGACACACUUUACAGACUUUUAUUUGUAAAGGCCAUAUUAAAAAGCCAUCUGUUGCAUUUCACUGCACAGCUUCAUGUUGAUCUGGAACAAAUGUUCCCAUUAAAAUCCAGUGAAUCCUGCAACGUGAAAAAUGUUCAAAGAGGUUUGAGUACUUUAGCAAAUUAUCGUAUGAAGUGCUCUUGUUGUAUAAAACUGGGGACGCUAGUGGUCCAAAUAUUCAGAUUUUUUCUGGAUUAGUUUAUUAUUUUUAUUAGCUUUAUAGAAUUCCUCAAUAAAGCCUGAUCAAAAACACACCUUACGUCUUAAAAAAUACUGAUUGGGUCCUUCUUGUGUCUUGAGUUGUUGUUUUUUUUUAAAGGGCACAUCUGUACAGCUCGUAUUAUCCGGACUUUUAGUCACGAGCGUUUCUCAAAACUGCUGAAUUUGAUUGGUUGAACAUUUUUCCGCCUUAACGCUGCUUCAGAUUGCCAGACUCUAACCCCAAAGUCAACAGCAUCUUUUAGUCAUGACAUCCGCUGUCAGUGAAGGUGGUUUGCCGUCAGGACUUUUGUCAUUCUGCAGGCUGUAAAGGUCCAAACACUAGUGAGGUCAAGACGGGUCUGUGGUCAGAAAUGCAGCAAUGCGCCGUUCUUCAGCGUCAGUCCAUUCUGCAGCACCAACGUGACGUUUCAGCGUUCAAAUGUUCAGCAGGCGGUGCGGGUGCGACCCAGUUGCUGUCGCCAUCUAGUGGUUUAAAUUAUACAAUUUACUGCUGCGACGCCUUCUUGAAAUAAUUAAUGAUCGCAGUUUAGUUCGGGCGUUUUGCGCAGCUUCAUGUGGGCAAUGCUGCUCAACUUUGACCCUGAAAAUAAAUCUGUACGUCUAUUUGAAAACAGAAGACAGAACUGUACAGGUCCGUCUCAGCAAGUUAGAAUGUCAUUGAAAAGUUAAUUUGUUUCAGUAAAUCAACUGAAAAGUGAAACUCAUAGGUUUGCUGCACACAUAAUAUUAUAUUCAAAGUAGUUUAAUGAUCGUGGUUCACAGGUUAUGAAAACCCGGAAGAAAGUUUCUAAGAAAAUCAACCAAUGAAGAAAGAUUUUUAAUGCUGAAAUAUAUAUAUAUAUAUAUAUUUUUAUCCUACGUAAUCACAGAGAAAACUGCUGACACACAAAGGGAAUGUAUAUUCCCAGUGUUUGGUAUCCACACGUAUUAAUAGAAAGUUUAGUGGAAGGAUUGCUGAACUGCCUUAAUGCUCAUGUUUUCACGGUGCUCGGCAGGCCAGCAAACUCGAAUAACCUAAACCUAGGAGGUAAUCUGAGAGUAAUCUUUAGGGUCAGUAUGGGAUGAUGAAGGAUUCUCCCUUACGACGUUUUACCAGAAGAAAGACGGAGAAAGGGAGUAAAAAACAAUGGGAGUAAAAAAACAAAUGAUGAAACAAGAAUUCUGAAAACUUCAACCUGCUUUACGUGAAACCAGGGUGAAACAUUUGAUUUGGGCAGAAACUGUUUACAGUUAUAGUUGCGCUUUCUACCUCCCCCCUCAAACCAGCCCCCUUCUUCUAGCCCACACACUGCUGCGUUAGUGUGCCAAUAGUUUUUUUUGGAUCAAAAUGUGCUGUUUUGAUGCUCUAAACCAGGAGGCAGAGGAGCGAAAUGCAGAUCUGGUGGGCUCCACUUCAAAACGCCGUGCAGACCACGACCGUACUGCAGGAGGGCUCUGCAAGCGUUCACGCUGCAAUGAUCCCAUUCGACACAGAAAAGAAGAAGGUUACAGCUGGGGCGUGGUUUUCUGAUAUCUCGCUCAACUAUCUGCCGUCAGCGUUCAGUAAAUAGCAAAGAGACGGCUUCGACGGCUAUCGUUGCCUGGAAAAGUUAAAAAUGGACCAAAAAGCGAUACGAGUUCUGUUGCUUUUAUUUCUUUGUCCAAAAAUCAAUUCUGCUGGUGAGCCUAAAUCGGUAAAAGAGGGGGAGCAGGUGAAGAUCAUGUGUAUGCUGCCUUCGCCGGGGACGAUUGUGUUCUGGUUUAGAGUGGUGGAGGACUCAGGCAUGGAAUUCAUCGGGUCUUUCGCUCCUGGUGGUGCCUUAAAAAUAGCUGGACCCAACCACGGCAAGAACCUCGUUGUAAGCAAGCAAAGCGAUGACUUUGUUUUAACGGUGAAGUCCUUCGACAGGAAAGGUGACAGUGGAGUGUACACCUGUGCUGCUCUCAUCACCGGAAAUAAGCUCACAUUUGGACAAGUAACUCAACUUCGAGGACCAAUUACAGCAACACCAAAACCACCAGUAAUCCAGGUUUCCACCACCAGGCAGACAACAACUCCGACCAGGUGUCUUUGUAACCAGAAGGAUAAGUCAGCAGGCCCUUCCCUGUUUUGUGCUCCGAUCAUACUGGGCCCACUGGCCGGAGGCUGUGGCCUUCUUCUCCUGCUCCUCGUCAUCACCGUUUUAUACUGCAACAAAAUGAGGACUCGGAGAUGCCCUCACCAUUACAAAAGAAAGCCGAGGAUGAUGGCUCCUGAAAAACAUCUGCCCGAUCGGUACACCUGAAACGGAUGUAGUGACUUCGUCUGCAGUUUUUCAAAGUGCAGCUAUAUCUCCCUCUUUAUGUUUGCCAGAAAAAAAAAAGUAUUCUUUUAACAACAGCUUGUAAAAUACAAAAUUAAUAAUCUGACAUGUCAGAAGAAAAAAAAAAAUGUAUGUAUGGCAAAAAAUAUUUAGUGACCGAAGCGGUUCCCUGUUUUGAGUACAGAGAGAGCUUUGGUUAAUUAUUAAUUAUGCCAAACGUAUUAUUACUAUGGACAUGAAGUUUUUAACCGAGGUGCAGAUUAAUGUCAGAAAACAAUGCGCUGCUGUGUUAGCAUUUUUUAUUGUCAUGUAAAUUUUCCCAAUCCUAAUUGUUGCUGAUGUUAACUGAAGACGAAACUGAGAAUAUAUCAUGUUUAUAUUUCCAACUAACCUUUUUGUAACUGUAUAUUGAUAUUUGUUUCUCCUUUUCUUUGCUCACAUUUACAGUACUUCGAUCUGAGUUUCCUCUUGAACUGAGAUCAAACUUUACUGUCACACUUUAGCUUCCUGUUUGUGCUUCAAGCUUUUAUAUAACCACAGUUCAAUUGUUCAGCUGAAAUAUAACCUGCUUCUUGGA
This is a messenger RNA of Xiphophorus maculatus (southern platyfish), 7204 nucleotides long. RefSeq names its product CD8a molecule (gene cd8a). The record is from RefSeq and is a predicted model, not a curated record. Bases 5941 to 6609 code for a protein of 222 amino acids. Lineage: Eukaryota; Metazoa; Chordata; Actinopteri; Cyprinodontiformes; Poeciliidae. The transcript is spliced from 6 exons.